Alternaria alternata is the source of this 927-nucleotide messenger RNA. RefSeq lists its product as hypothetical. The transcript has 2 exons. NCBI's taxonomy places the organism in Eukaryota, Fungi, Ascomycota, Dothideomycetes, Pleosporales, Pleosporaceae. The annotation marks the transcript as partial. The record is from RefSeq and is a predicted model, not a curated record.
AUGCCCGGCGGUCCACAUCCUCCUCUAUCGGUCGUUGCCUCAUGGCCGGCUCCGAACUAUGUUAAUCCUGAAGGGAGGGGCAGGGUGACGACUAUCAUUGCGGGUAUCCUGUCACCAAUUACCUUCUUUGUUAUUUUCGCAAGAAUUUGGGUCCGAUUCUAUCUACAGCGAAAUCCUGGCUUGGAUGACUGGCUUAUGAUAGCUGCCCUUGUAUGCUCCCUAUCUCCAAUUAAGACAUACACGCACUCACAUGCCUAUCACAGCGGCAUACAUAUAUGGGAUGUCGAUCUCACCUUGUUCACAAUACAGAGGAAGCUCAUAUUAGCGAUAGAGAUGCUUGUGCUCCUCGUUGGAGGACUUGUGAAAGUCUCUAUUCUACUGUUCUUUCGUCGCCUGGGUUCACGCGGUGUCUCGAAAGCCUUUCGAUUCGUCACCUGGACUGCAAUUGGGGUCCAAACCGCUUCCACUAUCGCUUUCGUUACCGGUUUCUUUUUUGUCUGUCGCCCUAUGUCUGCUUACUGGGAGCAGUCGGAUGUCAUCAAGAUAGCACAAGGAGUGAAGUUCAAUUGCUACGACGAGGGCGCUGCCAUAGUCUCUGCCGGCGUGAUUUCCACGGUGCAGGACGUAGUCACCGCUCUGUUGCCAAACUUCAUAUACUGGAAAGCAAAGAUUCCGAUUCGCCAGAAAGUGGCUCUGAUGGGAAUAUUUGCUACCGCUUACGGGGCUGCCACAUUUGGGGCACUACGAACGCACGCAACCUGGGUUCUAUUCUAUGAGACUUACGAUGUCUCUUGGCAGCUUUGGGAAGUCUGGAAUUGGACACUUCUUGAGGCUCACAUAGGCAUCAUCUGUGCUAAUGCACCAGCGCUCAAGGCCUUUGUGAAACAGUACCUCGAACCCAUCAAGUCUAUUGCAUCGAAACCUCGA